AUGUCGACCCUCUCUGCCCUGCGCACCUGGGAGGCCGAGAACGACAUCAUCACCGUCGACCCAGCCCAAAAUGGCCUCUACAAUCUUCCCGACCCCGCCGCCUACAAAGCGCUACAAGACGCUGCACCCUGGAAGAAAGAUCCCAACUACUUCACCCACGUGCGCAUCUCGGCACUGGCACUCCUCAAAAUGACUACACAUGCUCGGUCCGGCGGCAGCAUCGAGAUCAUGGGCCUCAUGAUCGGCUACGUGUCGGGUCGAUCGCUCAUCAUCACUGACGCAUUCAGACUACCUGUGGAGGGAACAGAGACCCGGGUCAACGCCCACAACGAUGCAGACGAAUACAUGGUCAAUUUUGGCAUCGCCUCACGCGAAGGAGGAGGGCAGCUGGAAAACGCAGUGGGAUGGUAUCACUCACAUCCGGGCUAUGGAUGCUGGCUGUCGGGCAUCGACGUCAACACACAAAUGACGCAUCAGAUGGUUAACGACCCGUUCGUCGCUGUGGUCAUUGACCCCGAUCGUACAGUGAGCGCUGGCAAGGUCGAGAUUGGCGCUUUCCGAACAUACCCAGAAGGCCAGCAGCCCAAAGACAGACAGUUCACCGACGACAGCGACGAGUUCCAGGCGAUUCCCACGGGCAAGAUUGAGGAUUUCGGGGUCCAUGCCAAUUCAUACUAUGCACUGGAGGUGACGCACUACAAAUCGACGCUCGACACACACCUACUCGGUCUCCUGUGGAACAAAUAUUGGACUUCGACGCUGUCGCAGUCGCCCUUGUUCACCAACCGCGACUAUGUCAACAAGCAGAUUGUCGAUCACGCCAUCAAGAUCAAAGAGGCAAGUAAGAAACAGCGGACACACGCCAACAUGGGCCGGCGGACGCAAGAGUUGGCGGGCAGUGGAGACCAGAAUUUCAAGGUUGUCAGGGACGGGUCACUGGAGCAGGUGGUCAGAGGGGGCAAUACAAUCUCGUCCGAGGAAGUCGCGGGUUUACUGGCGAGCGACGUCAAGAAGAAGCUGUUCUGGGGUGUGGUGCAGGAGGCCCGGGUCAAGGCGGCCGGGGAGCAGGCGACGAUCGCUGCUGCCGGGCUGGCUGUUACAAGCAAUGGAGGUUGA
Capronia epimyces CBS 606.96 is the source of this 1116-nucleotide messenger RNA. Its product is annotated as COP9 signalosome complex subunit 5. Lineage: Eukaryota; Fungi; Ascomycota; Eurotiomycetes; Chaetothyriales; Herpotrichiellaceae. Gene Ontology annotation, cellular component: COP9 signalosome; cytoplasm. The coding region runs from base 1 to 1116 and encodes 371 amino acids. Gene Ontology annotation, biological process: protein deneddylation. Gene Ontology annotation, molecular function: protein binding; deNEDDylase activity; metallopeptidase activity. The record is from RefSeq and is a predicted model, not a curated record. The transcript has a single exon.